GAAUAGCCCCACCUAUCGACUCUGGAAUAGUAAAUAAAUAAACGCGUAAUUCAAUAGGAGUUGCCUGUAAGGGUCCACCAUUGGAAGUCAUCGUUUCCUUGAUUUAUAGACUAUUACAACUGACAGUCAACGAGGUUAAAAUUAUCCAAAAUGGAUAAAAGUGAAUUUCCAGAUACCGUCCAAACGACUACCACAACGACAUCUACUGCUUACCACGCUACUACUACCUCCAACCAGGGGAGUGGCCCGGGGAAUAGCGGUGGUAUCAGAGUUGACCAGGCGUAUCUUCGCUCGCUGCCUUCAAUUCUUCAUAUCGUACAGAUCGUUGUGUCUUUUCUGUACUGGGUCGUACUCUGUGCUGUUGAACAUUUUAGAGUCGGAUUCAUGAUUUUCGUUGGGAUAACUGCAAUGAUAACCGUUAUUGUUUACUUUGUUGUCUUCCUCCUUCGUUUAAAUGAAAAAAUUCCCUUUAUUGCCUGGGAAUUGUCAGAAUUGAUUGCCAACUUUGUGUCUGCUGCUUUGUUUUUUAUUUCUGCCAUCAUCACCUCAGUGAGAGCAGGACAGGCAAACCACUAUCCAGAUCACGGAAAACUUGUCUUUUGCUCCCUUCUGGCAUGGACGUUGACUUUCCUUUUUGCGGCUAGCACAUUCUUGAGUUUCCGUGCAUUCUUGGCCUAUCGUGACAGACGUAAUUCGGAAAGAACGGCAACGACGACAACAACCACAACCAUUACACAAGAAUCCUCUGAACCACCUCCUUACUAAAUGAUGUCAUACCUGCUACAGGCUAAACUUCACUGGAAGGACGUAAUGGUCACAAAGACAAUAGAUAAUGGAGAAGGGGGGGGGGAGGUGCAAGGUAAAAUUAAAUAAGUAGAUGUGAAGUGGAUCACUGUAACUGUGUUAAGCUGUGAAAGGGAGGGACAUGGUAGAAUAGAAUAUUGAGGUUGGAGGUCAAGCUAGGAUGGAAUGUGGAUUGAGUUAUGAUGGAAGAGGUUGUAAAUUGAAAAGUGUUGGGAAAAUAAUAAUGUUAUAUUUAUAUAGCGCAUAUUGCACAUUGCCACUAUGCGCUUUACAGAGAAAUAAUAUAGGCCAACUAAGAAAAAUCAAAUAACAAUAAAAUAAUAACAAUAAAAUAAAA
Molecule: messenger RNA, 1141 nt
Organism: Anneissia japonica
Lineage: Eukaryota; Metazoa; Echinodermata; Crinoidea; Comatulida; Comatulidae
Product: CKLF-like MARVEL transmembrane domain-containing protein 4
Exons: 4
Coding region: 151-765 (204 amino acids)
Cellular component (GO): membrane
Source: RefSeq, a predicted model, not a curated record